AUGAGUCUCAUUGGUUCUGUUAUCACAGCAUCCAAUCUCUGUCUUUGUUGGAAAUGGGUGAAGUCUCAGAAACAUAUGUGCUCUGAUGCUUGUUCUGCUAUGAGAAGUUUUGUUGAGAAGAUGGGAGAGCUUGUGGAGCGUCACUGGCCAUUGGUGUGUAGUGGAUGUGGGAAGCUAUUAGGACUUAUUCGUCUGUCAAUUGUUUACUGGAAAGAUUGCAUUCUCAGGGGUUUCCGUUGCAGUGCCAAGUUGGGCUCAGCUUCUUUGCUUCUGAUAAUGUGGAGUUGCUUCCUUAGCUUGACUUCCUUAUCUUGCUUGCUCUAUGUUCUCCUCAGUAUGGGAGUUGCUGCAGCUAUUGUUUUGAAUCUUGGUUGCACUCCUGGUCUCUUUAUUGUAGGACUAUUUGGUAUUUUGAUUUUAUGGAUGUAUGCAAACUUUUGGAUCACCGGAACAUUGUUUAUUGUCGGAGGCUACUUAUUCUCCAUAAACCAUGCCCGUCUAGUGGUUCUAAUGGCGGCCUUGUAUGCAAUGUACUGUGUCGAAGUCAGACUUGGAUGGAUUGGUGUAUUGCUCUCAAUGAAUCUUGCUUUCUUGUCCAACGAUGUAUUAAACUGUCUUCUGCAAUGGUGUGACAACCUAAGUGAAAAAACACAACGUGAGGAACCAAAGAAAGUCGAAGAAACUAUCAUAGAAGAAGACUACGUAGGGGAAUUUGAGUAUCCUUCAGUUCCCGUUGAAAAAGAAGAAACCAAGAGAAAGGUUCAUGAGAAUAAGUCAUCUGCUGAACCAACUGCUCCUACUACAACUGUUGUUAAUAGCGUGAAGGAGAUUUCUAGUGUUAAGAUAGUGAAAGUAGAAGCAGGUUCAGCUGAUGAGAUGAAGAGAAUACUGAAAUGUUUGAAUCAUUACGAGGCGUUGGGGUUCCCUCGGCAUAAAAGGAUUGAUGACGCAGUGCUUAAGAAAGAGUAUAGGAAAAAGGCAAUGUUGGUUCAUCCUGAUAAAAAUAUGGGAAGUCCUUUGGCAAGUGAAUCAUUCAAGAAACUUCAAUGUGCUUAUGAGGUUCUUUCUGAUAUUGUAAAGAAGAGAGAUUACGAUGAGCAGUUACGAAAAGAAGAGUCUAGGACUAGGAGUGUUUGUCAGACAUCUCAUACUUCACAUCAGAGUGGUCCUGGUUAUCGAUCAGAAGAGUCAAGGUGUAUACAUUGUACAAAAUGUGGCAAUUCACACAUAUGGGUAUGCACCAGUAGAACUAAAGCAAAGGCAAGAUGGUGCCAGGUGAUUGAAUCAAAACCAGGCAAGAUGCUGUUAUUUGAAUGCUCUCUUUCAGACCAUCUAAUCUGGUUAAAUGUACAGGAUUGUGGUCAAUAUCAUCGAGCCAAAGAUGGAGAUGGGUGGGUGGAACUCAAAGGGACAUUACCCUUGGAGAGAGCACAUAAGAUUGAGAUACCACGUGCUUUUGUUUGUGCGGAAAGCAAAAUCUUUGACGUCUCAGAAUGGGCCAUUUGCCAGGGAAUGGCGUGUAGACCAAACACGCAUAGGCCAAGCUUUCAUGUGAACAUGGUUGGUUUAGAAAAGACAACGCAGAGAUCAAACUCUAGUAGGUUCCCUUGGGAUUUAGACGUUGAGAAGAUGGAUGAAGAUGAAGAAGAGUUUGAGCUUUGGCUUCAACAAGCACUUGCUUCUGGUCUCUUUUGUGAGACGUCAAAACGCAGGAAAAGCUGGAGCCCUUUUAAGUUGAGUCAGAUGAAAAGCAAGAAACAGUGGCGAAGAACAUCUACUUGAUUCUUUCAAAACUUUCAAAGCUCUUACCGUGGUUCAAGAAUCGAAGAACCUGGAUUCACAUUUCACAGCAAGUGAAUACAAAAGGCCUGAAGAUGAUCUCCUUUUUUGGGAUCUUUCUCUGUAAAUAGAAGCUGUGGAUUUUUUUUGUUACAAAUCUAAGUGUUGUGAAUUACUUGAAGAAAAAACAUUAAAGAAG
This is a messenger RNA of Eruca vesicaria subsp. sativa (arugula), 1978 nucleotides long. NCBI's taxonomy places the organism in Eukaryota, Viridiplantae, Streptophyta, Magnoliopsida, Brassicales, Brassicaceae. The record is from the annotation of a GenBank genome assembly.